Messenger RNA from Cetraspora pellucida, 551 nucleotides. Lineage: Eukaryota; Fungi; Glomeromycota; Glomeromycetes; Diversisporales; Gigasporaceae. The record is from the annotation of a GenBank genome assembly.
GUCGACCAAGAGAAAAGAUUUGGGAAUAUUAUAUUGCAAGCAAUGUUGUUGGUGACCGUAGUGCAACUUGUCAUUAUUGUUCAAAGUAUUGGAGUUGUGGACACCCUGGAGAAAUAGAAGCCCAUCUUGCGAAUAUCUGUCAUGAUGUUCCUAUAGAUAUGAAAACAUAUUGGCAAGAAUCGCUUUCAACCAAAAUUCAUCUUAAUUUGUUAUAUGAUUUACCUAGUCGAAUAACACUUUCUAAUAGGUUAUUAGAACAGGAAGUUGCAAGAAUUAAUCUUAAGAUUGAUGCUGAAUUAAAAAAAUGGCUUUCUUUAUCAAACGAUCAAGAAAUUGCUUCACCAGAAGUUAUUAAACAAACUGAUACUCUUAUGAUUUCAGAAGUUAUCAAUAUUACAAAUUUAUCAAUCGAAACUGAUGGUCAAUUGAAAGUUAAUAGGUCACAUGGUAGUAAUAUAAAAAAUUCAAAUUCGUUUAAUUCUAGUACAAAUGAUUUAAUAACUAGGAUGUUCAAAGCAAAUAAAUUUAUUGCUAUCAUUGUGGAGUAUUAG